Penicillium longicatenatum is the source of this 4194-nucleotide messenger RNA. It is a transcript of the gene fphA, whose product is annotated as putative sensor histidine kinase/response regulator. The coding region runs from base 1 to 4194 and encodes 1397 amino acids. NCBI's taxonomy places the organism in Eukaryota, Fungi, Ascomycota, Eurotiomycetes, Eurotiales, Aspergillaceae. Gene Ontology annotation, molecular function: phosphorelay sensor kinase activity; protein binding. The record is from RefSeq and is a predicted model, not a curated record. The transcript has a single exon. Gene Ontology annotation, biological process: regulation of DNA-templated transcription; detection of visible light; phosphorelay signal transduction system.
AUGUCGAGUGAGCCUAAUUCCCGGCCAGGGACACCACGGAAACGUUCUGAAACCGUUGCAGCUCAUUCCCGGCCCGAAUCGAUGCCGUCUGUCCACAGUGGAGUUGAAGGGAGAGAUCGGUCGCAGUCAGUCUCGCAUGGGGAUGGCUCACAGGUUUCGGGUACAGGAUUCGACAGUGUUGACCGAGUGUUCCCCAUCCGAUCCGUGGUAUCCGUGGACCGCAAGGCCGCCGACCAGGCAGCACAUGCGCGGUCUGCAGUUUCACCGACUCGCGAAGGCGCCAUGCAAUACACGAUCAUUGAUAGCCAAACCUGGAAUGAGAUUCAAUCGCAAUCGUCGCAACCCUGCUCGGAAUUAGCUCCGACAAUUCCCGCCGACACGAUUCGACAUGAAACCCAUGCCACCAACGAUGCCACGGAACUAGCAACGCAUUCCAUGGCCUCGCACGUUAACCAACACCCGGAAGAAUACGCAAAGGAAAAAAGUGACAGCCUGUCGGGAAGCACGACUACUGCCCUGCCCGAAACUCAGCAAGUUACUCGAUCCGACGAGCCAUAUGGUCAUAUUACAGCUCGAUUCACCCACGUCAUGACUGACAGCGGCCAUGCGGUGAUUACGGGUAGGGAUGGAAGGUCCUUUCAAUACUGCGAGGAUGAGCCAAUUCGAAUUCCGGGCGCGAUUCAGAGCUUCGGAGUAAUGAUCGCCUUGCGUGAGGAGGCUCCAAAUAAACUCGUGGUACGCGUGGUCAGCGAAAAUUCGGAACGGUUAAUGGGCUAUACACCCAAUCAACUCUUUGAAAAGGACAACUUUUGUGACAUCAUGAGUGAAGACCAGGCUGAUACGUUCCUCGAUCAUGUUGACUUUGUACGUGAUGAUGCGUACGAUCCUAGCGUGGAUGGGCCCGAGGUUUUCAUCUUGGCCAUCCGAACCCCAUCGGGGGAAAAACGUCGUUUUUGGUGCGCGACACACGUUAGCCCCUCUCAGAAAGACCUCGUCAUCUGCGAAUUUGAAUUGGAGGAUGAUGAUAUUAAUCCGUUAAAUGUUGAUGGACAAAACACUCCGGCAGCCCCUGCAGACACGAUGGGUACGAUGCCAACUCCGGAGCAAUUUGCUGCGAGUACGAUCAACACCAGCCAACCUCUCCGAGUUCUUCGAAACGCACGGCGUAGAAGAGGCGAGGCUGCUGCGAUGGAUGUCUUUAGCAUUUUCACUCAGAUUCAGGAGCAGUUGGGUCGGGCGAACGAUCUAGAUCAAUUACUUAACACGACUGCCGGUCUGGUUAAGGAGCUGACUGGAUUUCACCGCGUUAUGAUCUAUCAAUUUGAUAGCAGCUGGAAUGGGCUGGUCGUGGCUGAACUGGUUGAUCCCAAAGUCACUAUUGACCUUUAUAAAGGUCUCCAUUUCCCUGCAUCCGACAUUCCUGCCCAGGCGCGCGAGCUUUAUAAGAUUAAUAAGGUCCGUCUAUUGUACGACCGGGACCACAUGACGUCUCGCCUUGUGUGCCGGACGCUAGAAGAUCUCGAUACGCCCCUUGACAUGACUUAUGCCUUUUUACGGGCCAUGUCUCCUAUCCAUGUCAAGUACCUCGCACACAUGAAGGUUCGUUCAUCCAUGUCCAUCAGCGUCAACGCCUUCAAUGACCUCUGGGGCUUGAUCUCCUGCCACUCAUACGGAACGGCUGGUAUGCGCGUUCCAUUUCCUAUUCGAAAGAUGUGCCGUUUACUUGGAGAUACGGUCUCAAGAAACAUUGAGCGCCUAUCAUAUGCCUCUCGACUUCAGGCACGAAAGCUUAUCAAUACCGUCCCUACCGAGGCUAAUCCUUCUGGUUAUAUUAUCGCUUCUUCGGACGAUCUUUUGCAACUCUUCGAUGCAGACUAUGGUGCCCUUUCCAUCCGUGACGAGACAAAAAUCCUUGGUGAUAAUGCCCAUUCACAAGAGGUUCUUGCCUUACUGGAAUUUAUUCGCAUGCGUCAAAUAAACUCCGUACUUGCUUCGCAUGAUAUUAUCAAGGACUUCCCUGACCUUCAUUAUCCCCCCGGUCUCGCGGCAAUCUCGGGACUGUUAUAUGUCCCCUUGUCCACUGGCGGCAGUGAUUUCAUCGUUUUCUUCCGCAAGGGACAGCUCACCGAGAUUAAAUGGGCUGGCAAUCCAUACGAAAUCGCCAAGCGAAAAGAAACGGCAGGAUAUUUAGAGCCUCGGCAAAGCUUCACGGCAUGGCGAGAAACAGUCUUGAGUCAAUCGCGUGAAUGGUCAGAAUCAGAUGUUGAGACUGCCGCAGUCUUAUGCCUUGUCUAUGGUAAAUUUAUCAAAGUAUGGCGACAAAAGGAAGCUGCUAUGCAAAAUUCUCAGCUCACACGGUUACUUCUCGCCAACUCCGCCCACGAGGUCCGCACUCCUUUGAAUGCGAUCAUCAACUACCUGGAGAUUGCCUUGGAAGGCGCUCUGGAUACGGAUACCCGUGAAAGCUUGACCAAGUCACACUCCGCCUCCAAAUCCCUUAUCUACGUCAUCAAUGAUCUUCUUGAUCUUACGAACACCGAGACAGGUCAAGCACUUAUCAAGGAUGAAGCUUUCGACCUGAAACUCACUCUACAAGAGGCCUUCGACAUGCUCGCAGGAGAGGCCAAGCGCAAAAGCAUCUCAUUUUCCGUGUCCAUUCAACCUGGGAUCCCUGACAAGGUUUUUGGAGAUCAGCGGCGUAUACGCCAGGUGUUUUCAAACAUCAUUUCCAAUGCCAUUCAACAGACCGCAUCUGGUGCAGUCAUAGUGGAAAUGUGGCGGUCUUCUAAGCAAGACGCAACCGACCACGUUGCAGUUGAGAUGAUGGUUGUGGAUACAGGCGCUGGGAUGUCUAAAACGAAGCUUGAAGCACUUUUCUCAGAGCUGGAACAAGUGUCAACUGACAGUUAUCAGGGGGAGGACGGCGACAAACAGCUUAUAGAGGAUGACUCCCAGCAACAGCGGGUUCUUGGUUUAGGGCUUGCCCUUGUCGCCAGGAUUGUGUAUAGUAUGAGAGGCCAGCUCGGGGUCAAGUCUGAAGAGGGUAAGGGCAGCCGCUUCAAGGUGAAAUUGCAAUUCCGUCUACCAGAUGGAUCCUCAGUAGAGACACCUACUGAGACCGGUCUUCCUACUCAUACCACUGUCCCUGCUACGCCCAUGAUCUCAGACCAGGAAUUCACUUUGCCCCGGGCCAACUCCGAUCGACUCGAAGCCCGACGACGAAGCUCAGAGAGUUUGCGAUCUGGCGGCAGUUCUCGCAGUGGACGAAGUCAUGCAGAUCGGCUGAUUAGCGCCAUGCAAGAGCCGCCUCUUAUCCAGCGUGCCCCGAGCGAAAGCUCUGACUUAAGCAGGUUCAGGUAUUCUACCAGUCCUCAAAGCAGUGGCUAUUUGCCGGCCUCCGUGGGGUCACCAACUUCACACCUCAGACAGUCUUCAGCUGGACAGGAUCCUCUUGCCAGCCUUUCCACAGUGACGCACACGCCGCCCAUGACCCUAAUGCCAAUAUCGACUCCGCCGCUACCGGGCACCGAAAACAUUACGGACUCAGGCGUGCCAAUGGGACCUGUACGGAUCUCUGAGCGCAGGCCCAAGCAACCGUCCUCCUUGAACCGAGAGGAACAGUCCUAUUUCCCUCCAAUGUCUCCUCGUGAUGACAAAUGCGAGACUAUCUCAACUAUGGGUGAAUCGUCCAACACAUCAACGUCAAGGGCCCUAAGCAAUGUACAGCUUUUGCGUGUACUUGUCGCGGAAGACGAUCCAGUCAAUAGUAAGAUCAUUCAUAAACGCCUGACGAAGUUGGGGCACACUGUUGAGCUCACGGGUAAUGGCGAAGCUUGUGCUACCGCAUUUUCCACCCACAGGGGAGGCUUUGACGUCGUCUUGAUGGAUAUCCAAAUGCCCAUCGCCGACGGCUAUGCCGCCACCGAGAUGAUUCGUGACGUUGAAUCUAAGGCAGGCACUGAGGCGCUUUCCGGCAUAGCUCGGGGCAAUUCCCGCAUCCCGAUUUUCGCGGUUUCAGCUUCUCUUUUAGAGUCUGAAAGGCAGAAAUACAUCGAUACCGGAUUUGACGGUUGGGUUAUGAAACCCAUCAGCUUCUCUCGACUGAAUGUGCUUUUCAACGGCAUAUCUGAUAACGAAGCCCGAAAGGAAUCUACAUACCAACCCGGCCAAUGGGAAAAUGGUGGAUGGUUCUAG